Molecule: messenger RNA, 849 nt
Organism: Jaculus jaculus (lesser Egyptian jerboa)
Lineage: Eukaryota; Metazoa; Chordata; Mammalia; Rodentia; Dipodidae
Product: dnaJ homolog subfamily B member 6-like
Exons: 1
Coding region: 28-540 (170 amino acids)
Cellular component (GO): nucleus; cytoplasm
Molecular function (GO): protein folding chaperone; protein-folding chaperone binding
Source: RefSeq, a predicted model, not a curated record
GGACUUGUUCCAACAAUCUGCUAAAACAUGGUGGAUUAUUUUGAAGUUCUAGGCAUGCAGAGACAUGCCUCACCUGAGGAUAUCAAAAAGGCGUAUCGGAAACUGGCACUAACGUGGCACCCAGAUAAAAAGCCUGAGAAUAAAGAAGAAGCAAAGAGAAAGCUCAAACAAGUAGCCAAGGCCUAUGAGGUGCUAUCAGAUGCCAAAAACCAAGACAUCUAUGACAAAUACGGCAAAGAAGGAUUAAAUGGUGGUGGAGGGGGAGGUGGAAAUCAUUUUGACAGUCCUUUUGAGUUUGGCUUCACAUUCUGGAACCCAGAUGAUGUCUUCAGGGAAGUUUUUGGUGGAAGGGAUCCAUUUUCAUUUGACUUCCUUGAAGACCCAUUUGAUGACUGUUUUGGGAACCGAAGAGGUCCCGGAGGAAGCAGAAACCCAGGCACGGGCUCCUUCUUCUCUGCCUUCACUGGGUUUCCAUCAUCUGGAGGUGGAUUUUCUUCAUUUGAUCCAACAGAAUUGUGGAGAAUGGUGAAGAAAGGGUAGAAGCUGAAGAAGAUGGCCAGUUAAAGUCCUUAAGGAUAAAUGGUAAGGAGCAGCUGCUACGCUUGGAUAACAAGUAAUUCAACACAUGCAUUUAACAGAAAUGUUAAACAAUAACAAGCACCAUUUGAGGAUUAACAGGAACAUUUUUCUUUUGAAGAUUUCAAACGAACUCUACUUACAGUAUAACUCUACCUAAUCUAAAGUAUUUAUAAACAGCUCAUCGGAGCCCCUGUUUGUCAUAGACUUUUUGCGUUUAUUGUUGGGACCACACGAUAGGACCAUUUUUUUUGUCUUCACAAUUGUUGUAAU